This is a messenger RNA of Vigna radiata var. radiata (mung bean), 1454 nucleotides long. RefSeq lists its product as uncharacterized. Lineage: Eukaryota; Viridiplantae; Streptophyta; Magnoliopsida; Fabales; Fabaceae. The coding region runs from base 74 to 1372 and encodes 432 amino acids. The record is from RefSeq and is a predicted model, not a curated record. The transcript has 4 exons.
GUGUGGAUAGUGGGUCAGUUGUGGGUUAAAGAAAUAUCCAGAGGCUGACGACUCUGCACAGAAUAGCGUAAACAUGAAGUCGAAAUUUGCUGUUUUCGUACUUUUCUCUCUUCUGCUGGUUGUCGGAAGCGCAAGAAAAGACCUGAAAGGAUAUUGGGAGGAGACUAUGAAGGAAGAAGCUAUGCCAGAAGCAAUUAAAGACCUUAUUGAGGAUUCCCAGGUAUCAGGAACAGGGAAGGAUCGUUUUAUCAGGGACUUCGAUGUAAAACCUAAUGUCAUACUAUAUCACACCCAUGUUGUCCCCAUGAAAGAGAUGCAGCAGAAGAAUCAAGACGCUAUAAAUAGGGAAGCUUACUUGCAAGUUCUUCACAUUUCAACACUCUUGAAAAUGAGGUUUUUUCUUACUCUGCUUGUCCUUUUCAUCUUCCUGUUUGUAACUAAUGUGGAAUCAAGAAAAAUGGGAGGAGAACAAUGGAAAAUGGUCACGAAACAUCAGGAUAUGCCAGGUCUUCCAACUUAUGAAAAUGGUGAAAUUUAUGUUAAGAGAGAAAGCAAAGAUGGACAAAAAUCUGAAUUGAAAUCCAAUGUUGCAGCUUAUUAUAACAAGGACAUCGAUAUUGAGUCAAAGAAGGAAGUUGCUGAAAAAAUUGAGCCAACACCUCAUAUUUCAGCUCAUGGGAACAAUGAUAAUGAUUGUAUGGAAAAAAUGAAAAUUCAGAGACAUUUUGAACCAAUACCUAAUGUUUCAGCUUAUGAUGACAAUGAAGUUGAUGCAAAGGAAAAGAAGAAAGCUGUAAGAGGUUUUGAACCAAGACCUAAUGUUUCAGCUUAUGGUGACAACGACAUUAAUACAAAGAAGAAGAAAGAAGUUAAGGAAGAUUUUGAACCAAGACCCAAUGUUUCGGCUUAUGGUGAAGACGAUGUUCAAGAAAAGGAAAAAAACCAAGCCAAUAAACAUUUUAAACCAAGACCUAAUAUUUCAACCUAUGGUGACAAUGAGGUGGGUGUAAAGGAAAAGAAGAAAGUUGUGAAAGAUUUUAAACCAAGACCUAAUGUUUCAGCUUAUGGUGACAACGACAUUGAUGCAAACACGAAGAAAAAAGUUAAGAAAGAUUUUGAACCAAGACCUAAUAUUUCAACUUAUGGUGACAAUGAUAUUCAAGAGAGGGAAAAAAACCAAGUCGAUAAAUAUUUUAAACCAAGACCUAAUGUUUCAGUUUACGGUGAUAACGACAUGGAUGCAAAGAAGAAGAAAGAUGUUAAGGAAGAUUUUGAGCCAAGACCUAAUGUGUCAGUUUAUGAUAAUGAUAAGAUCAAUGAGAAACAUAAGGAUAAAACUACACCAAAUUUGGAAUUCACUUACGACGAAUAAAUGAAGAAGGCUACAACUGGCAAUGAUGUUACUUAAUAAUAAAGUUUGUGUACCAUGUAUCAAAUGAAUAAUAUGAAAUAAU